Messenger RNA from Annulohypoxylon maeteangense, 1321 nucleotides. RefSeq lists its product as uncharacterized. The transcript has 2 exons. NCBI's taxonomy places the organism in Eukaryota, Fungi, Ascomycota, Sordariomycetes, Xylariales, Hypoxylaceae. Bases 419 to 1228 code for a protein of 269 amino acids. The record is from RefSeq and is a predicted model, not a curated record.
ACAGAAAAAAAACAAGCGGACAACCGAAAGAUACAUAUGUUGGACAAGGCAGCGACAGGGGGGAUGGUAAGACCCUUAGGAUCACCAUCUAGACCCUGUCCUUUUUAUUUUUAAUCUGCCGGUACCCAAAUAUUCCAGAGAAGCUCCCCCCCAAAUGAAAAAGCUUAUUAUUUAUUAUAUUAUUAUGAGGCGGAAAGUAGUGUCACCUACGAUCCUUAUUGUUUAUUUCUCUCCCUUUCUUUCUUUUGCUCCUUCUUUGCCAGCACCUGAAAGAAGCAUUUACUUAAUUCUCCUGGCUACCAAACAUGAUAUGACGCAUAGCUGAUCGUUUAUCCCUACCUAAUUAUCCAUAGACCCUUCCUACCUGUACUACCUCUGCCAGCUCUGCUUCGUUUUCCGCAGCCGUAGAGCCCCAAUUAUGCCGUGGGCGACAAAUCCUCUCUUCAAACCGUCGACGGCGGAGGCUACGGCUGAUGUUGAAGCGGCCGCCGCUAAUAACUCUGGGUCCAAUCUUGAUCCGAGCCUUGAACCAAGUUCUAGCGCUGGACAAGAGAUUCCGAGCAGCGUUGAUGACGGCUUCAAAGAGCCAACGGAAAAGUUCACCGCUCAUCAGAUCUUCUACAUUUUCAUCCUUGAUGGAAUAGGUGCUAUGAUCCUAUCCGGCGGCAUCAACUUCGCUAUUGCAUAUGCUAUGUAUGCGACCCAAGAUAUCGCAACAAGACCCAUCAGACUAUGGCUGUUCCCGAACACCCUUGCCGGAGAUGCGGCUGUCACUGUCAUUAUCCAGUGCCUCAUCACAUGGCACAUAGAACUCUUCCUCGUAAAUCGGGAUCUAAGGAAAGGCGGAGUGCAUCCUAUCGGUUUUAUCCCGGAGCCCAAGAAUAAGCUCAUGCGCUGGUUCAUGUUUCUCGACCGCCCUAAGCAGACGCACGAAGUUAGGAGCAUCGUGCAUUGGUUAGGCUUCCUCCGCUCUCAGAUACUGCGAUCUAUGAUAAUAGCCGUAGUCUGUUUCCCUUUUAUCUGGGGACCUAGCAUCGGCUUCCUCGUCUUGGCGGGGAGAUGGGAAGGGAACGAUUGGUACUACGACAGAGUGUGGGCACCGCAAGUUUUCAAGCUCAUUCAGGGAGGCGUGCUGGGACUGCUGACCACACCGCCCAUGGUGAUUUUUUGGCUUACGAGAUGCGGAUGGGCAUUGAAGAAUAACGAGGAACGCUAUGGCGAGCGAUAGCCAUUCGAGACCGCAUCAGUAACAGUUUAGAAAUAUAGACAUACUAAUAACUCUUUAUGAGGAUCAUGAUUCAAGAAUAUUACUCGGUGCUCG